GUUUUAGAUGGCGAGUUUCCCCCAGAAAUGCUAUCAAAGUUUACUGAGCUUUUAGGAGAGGCAUUUUCAACUCCUAACUCAUGGGAAGAUUUCGAAACGGAAUCUUUAAUCCCUACCAAAUGUCAAGAAGAUUCUGUGGAUAGUCCUGAAUUGGGUACAUCUGCACUUAAAGAACGGAUGGCCAGACUACAGCAGCACUUCGCCAAUUGUCACGUGCCUGUGGCAAUUAUCGAUGCAGCUCCAAAUGAUGGCCAUGUACAAGUAGCUCCUGCUCUUUCAGUUGCGAAUGGACUGGCUGUCAUUCGACCUCCAUAUGGGUUCAACAAUGUGACGUCAUCAAAUUCUAUUGUUUUGGACAAAAUAAAGCAUCUUUUACUUACUGUUUAG
Molecule: messenger RNA, 387 nt
Organism: Protopolystoma xenopodis
Lineage: Eukaryota; Metazoa; Platyhelminthes; Monogenea; Polystomatidea; Polystomatidae
Source: the annotation of a GenBank genome assembly